AAGCACACGCGAAAAGGGAAGCACGUUCGUGUUUGCCAGAGCCACUCGCCUGCAACCAAGAUAGAUGGGGCAGCCUGUGCCGUGAGCACGGAGAUCGGAAGAGGAAAACAAGGACAAGAAGACAAGCGAGGCAGGAGAAGUUAUCUGGAAAAAUCGGAAGGGAGAAGACAGGGAGAGGAGAAGAAAUCCACAGCAGGUGGAAACAAGAUCCUGAGCAAACCGGUUGGGUCCACAGUUGUUUUUCUGCAAGAGAAGAAAGUAGCGGAGGAUUGCCUUUUUACCCUUCGGUUAAUGAAAAGUACUUUUAUCCUCAUAAAAGAAAAGGCUAAAGGGAGGUGAAAACCUGUUUUCUUAGGUGAAGAGCUGGGGGAAAUCCAGAUUAUCUCUUUUUGAAGUGUUUGAAAUAAGCCAUUGCCUGGUGCGUAUUGCAGAACCAUCCUGUUUUCUGAAGAUUUACAUCCCUUCCAGGAGAAUUCCAGCCGGAGUAGCUGGUACAGUUUUAUUUUUCUAUUUAAAGAUCUAUGUCUCCCCCAACCCCUCCUUAACAACACUUUCCUUGUUUGUUGUAAGCACGAGUGACAAGAAAGUGUCAAUACAGAGUAGAAAUAUUUUCAGUUUUCUCUUUUACCUGCCUGUGUCUUUUUUUAAGAGGGUGGGGAGUGCUCCUUAUUUUGGAAAGGACAUUUGAAUUUGAAAGGCUGUCUGUCUAAACAUAUUUAUGCCCAUACACAUUUAAAAAGAGAGAUACCUUUCAGAGGUUGAAAUCCUACUGAGAAAGAUGGAAAAAGGAGCGAGGCAUCGAAACAACACUGAAAAGAACCACCCAGGUGGGAACCAGACAGAGGCCAGCCCAGAUACUGGGUCCGGAGGGGGCGGAGUAGCCCUGAAGAAAGAAAUUGGAUUGGUCAGUGCUUGCGGUAUCAUUGUAGGGAACAUCAUCGGCUCUGGAAUCUUCGUCUCGCCAAAGGGUGUGCUGGAGAACGCUGGCUCUGUGGGCCUCGCUCUUAUCAUCUGGAUCGUGACAGGUCUCAUCACAGCUGUGGGAGCCCUGUGCUAUGCUGAGCUCGGGGUCACCAUCCCCAAAUCUGGAGGUGACUACUCCUAUGUCAAGGACAUCUUUGGAGGACUGGCUGGGUUCCUGAGGCUAUGGAUUGCUGUGCUGGUGAUCUACCCAACCAACCAGGCUGUCAUUGCCCUCACCUUCUCCAACUACGUGCUACAGCCGCUCUUCCCUACCUGCUUCCCUCCAGAGUCUGGACUUCGACUCUUGGCUGCCAUCUGCCUAUUGCUCCUCACAUGGGUCAACUGUUCCAGUGUGCGGUGGGCCACUCGGGUUCAAGACAUUUUCACAGCGGGGAAGCUCCUAGCCCUGGCCCUGAUCAUCAUCAUGGGGAUUGUACAGAUCUGCAAAGGAGAAUACUUCUGGCUGGAGCCAAAGAAUGCAUUUGAGAAUUUCCAGGAACCCAGCAUCGGCCUCAUUGCCCUGGCUUUCCUUCAAGGCUCCUUUGCCUACGGAGGCUGGAACUUUCUUAAUUACGUGACUGAGGAACUUGUUGACCCCUACAAGAACCUUCCCAGAGCCAUCUUCAUCUCCAUCCCACUGGUCACAUUUGUGUAUGUCUUUGCCAAUGUCGCUUAUGUCACUGCAAUGUCCCCCCAGGAGCUGCUGGCAUCAAACGCAGUCGCUGUGACUUUUGGAGAGAAGCUCCUUGGGGUCAUGGCCUGGAUCAUGCCUAUUUCCGUUGCCCUGUCCACAUUUGGAGGAGUCAAUGGGUCUCUCUUUACCUCCUCCCGGCUGUUCUUUGCUGGAGCCAGGGAGGGCCACCUUCCCAGCGUGUUGGCCAUGAUCCAUGUGAAGCGCUGCACCCCCAUCCCAGCCUUGCUCUUCACAUGCAUCUCCACCCUGCUGAUGCUGGUCACCAGCGACAUAUACACACUCAUCAACUACGUGGGCUUCAUCAACUACCUCUUCUAUGGGGUCACAAUUGCUGGACAGAUAGUUCUUCGCUGGAAGAAGCCUGACAUCCCCCGCCCCAUCAAGAUCAACCUGCUGUUUCCCAUCAUCUACUUGCUGUUUUGGGCCUUCCUGCUGAUCUUUAGCCUGUGGUCGGAGCCUGUGGUGUGUGGCAUCGGCCUGGCCAUCAUGCUGACGGGAGUGCCCGUCUAUUUCCUGGGUGUUUACUGGCAACACAAGCCCAAGUGUCUCAAUGACUUCAUCAAGUUGCUGACCCUGGUGAGCCAGAAGAUGUGUGUGGUUGUGUACCCUGAGAUGGGGGAGAGCUCGGAGACAGAGAUGAUAAAUGAGGACAUAGAGGAGCAGCAGCAGCCUAUCAACCAACCCAUUGCCUCCAAGGACAAGGACUCAGUGGAACAGUCCCAGCCCUGAGGACCACCAUCCCCUCUCAGCUGCCUCCUCCCUCCUUCACCCCCUUUCUGCUCUCCUUCCCUGCCUGGGUCCCCCCAAACACACCCACACACACACACACACACACACACGCGCACACACACACACACACACACACACACACACACACACNCACACACACACACACACACACACACACACACACACACUCUGCUUCUGUCAAGCAGUGACAGGAACUGGGAGUGAGUGGUGAGAAACUAUAAACAAAAACUCUAAUAUUUGUACCCAAAGAACUAGAACUUCACCUGCAGGAACUGUGUCCAAAGCCAGGGCUGCCCUAUGCUCUGAGCUGCUAGAGGAGAGUGGAGCUGCAGGAGUGCCCUAUAGGGCCCUCCCUUCUGGGCCCACACCCUUAUUGCCUCCUCAGGAACAUGAGUUCAGUACUGCCUUCCUUCCCCAUUCCUGAGCCCAAGGGAGGCUUCAGCUCCUAGAGAAGUGGCAGCAACAAGCAAGAGUGAGCCAUUUGAGGAGGGGCAGAUUCAAGCAAAUCUGUCAUCAUUAAAGGUCAGCUGGAGAGACCCGUAUCCCCUCCCUUCACUGGGGACCCAAAAAUCAGAAGCAAUGCUUUCCUCUUCCCUCUUCCAAACCCCUCCACGCUGUGCCUCCACCACCCCAGCAUGGGCUCCCUGUCCAGAGUUAGAUUCCUGUCAGGACGCCACCCCCACUGAGCUAAGGACCAACAAAGCAAAAUAACUGCCCCUCCCCUGACCCCCAGCCAGCCUGAGAAAUAGCAUUGGGAAAGGCUCAGAUUGCAGAAACGCCCUGCCCCUGCCCCCUGCAUCCUGCCCCCAACUGGGUGCCAAAGCUUCCUGAAACCAGAAAGGUCUCUCCUGAUGACAAAGCAGCUCAGCUUCUUCUCCCUCCCCACCCCCAUGGGAAGGAGCAGUCACCCUGUCACCCUGCAGCUAUGCUCCCAACACACCCCCACGCAGCCAGCACUGCCUGUGCCCCCAUCAUGCCCUUUUCCUCCUCCCUGGACCUUGGCUCCAGGACCUGGAACUGGGUGUGAAGGCUCCCCAAGCCCUUCAGGCCUGAAACCCGAGCCAAAUCAGCCUUAAGUCACCUCCCAUCCAAGAACUGAACCUAAAAAUACUCCCUUAUUUCUAACCUUCAGGGCAGACUUGGUAUGAAAAGCUUUUCCAGGAGGAAGGGUGCUUUCCCAUCUCCCCAGAAGUACCCAUCCCAUAACCUUGGAGACUGGGGAGAAAGUCUCUUCUGAAGGCCAAUUUCUCCCUUCUCCCCCAACUCAUAUAACUUCUCCCUCUUUUCGGGUUCCACCUCUGUCCUGUCUUUGGACAUACUCCAGGGCAGGGUGAGAGGGCAGUGACAGAAGGCGCCCACUUUGAAGCCCCUUGGAAAAGCCUGCUGUUGUCCAUGGUUUAUGGACUCUGGCAGACACUGCCUUUCCCUGUGCUCCAAGGAAGGAGGCAGUGUUUGCCCUGGGGCUUGAGCCUUCUCCACCAUCCCUGUUGUGCUAAGGACUAGGAUCCUUUUAUCCCAAAGCAGGAGUUCCUCCAUUCCCCAAACUCCCCAGCCCAUCUGCUUAAACUGGAAUACCGUGGGAGCCCUCCUGACCUGCUCAGAUCUCCCAGCUUCCAGCCCAGCCCGCCUGACCCUGUUUUGGUGAGUUGCCAGGUUUGGUCUGAGUUGUGGCCCCUUCAAAGUGGACUCCAGGGGAGCUGGAGCUGGCCCCUGGAGGGUUAGGGGACCAUCCUCUUUUUCCCCCUUCUCAUUCCUCCAACCUCAUUUCCCCCCUUCAAUUGUUGUGGGUUGUUUGUUUGUUUGUUUGUUUGUUUGUUUGUUUGUUUGUUUGUUUGUUUUGUAAAGUGGAUGCCUUUUUGGAUAAAUAUUUUUGAAGCUGGCAUUUCUAUUUCUUUGGGGUUUUUUAAUGUAUGGUUGUUCUGGGGAGAAGGGAGUUAGUUAUACCUGGAUAAUAAUCUUCUGUCUUUCAGUUGGUUUAGGUUUUAGAAGGUUCAUUUGUUUUGUGAAGGGUUUGGGUUUUGUUUUUUUUCUUUUGAUGUA
Hipposideros armiger (great roundleaf bat) is the source of this 4447-nucleotide messenger RNA. RefSeq names its product solute carrier family 7 member 8 (gene SLC7A8). Gene Ontology annotation, biological process: amino acid transmembrane transport; neutral amino acid transport. Bases 779 to 2386 code for a protein of 535 amino acids. The transcript is spliced from 11 exons. The record is from RefSeq and is a predicted model, not a curated record. Gene Ontology annotation, molecular function: L-amino acid transmembrane transporter activity; neutral L-amino acid transmembrane transporter activity. NCBI's taxonomy places the organism in Eukaryota, Metazoa, Chordata, Mammalia, Chiroptera, Hipposideridae. Gene Ontology annotation, cellular component: membrane.